UACUAUAAAAGCAUUGAUCGCUGGAAUUCUGAAGGCUGGAGACGGAGCAGAGAACACGCAGACUGCAUCAUGAACUUUCUGGGCAUAUUUUAUCAUCUCUGCUUCUUUCACACUGCUCUGAGCCUGCAGCAUGUGAGGUGGUGCACAAUCUCUGAGCAAGAACAGGCCAAGUGUAAUGACAUGAGGGCAGCCUUCACUGAUGCCAACAUCCUUCCCAAUGUAUUGUGUGUUAGUGGCAGCUCGGCCAUUAACUGCACCCAUAUGAUCAAGAACAAUUUGGCAGAUGCGGUGACAUUGGAUGGUGGCACCAUUUAUCAAGCUGGAAAGGAACAUAAUCUGAAACCUGUGGUUGGAGAAGUAUAUGAUCAAGAAAUUGGCACAUCAUACUAUGCAGUGGCUGUUGUCAGAAAAAAUUCCUUCAUUAGCAUCAACAGUUUGAAGGGCGUAAGGUCAUGCCACACAGGCAUCAACAGAACAGUUGGCUGGAAUGUUCCUGUUGGCUACCUCAUUGAUAGUGGUCACAUGCCAGUGAUGGGAUGCAAUGUUCCAAAAGCUGUUAGUGAAUAUUUCAGUGCAAGCUGUGUUCCUGGAGCCAAUAAUGUAAAUUACCCAAAAUCCCUCUGUCAGCUCUGUAAAGGGAAUGAAGCUGGGCUGGACAAAUGUGAAAGAAAUUCAAAAGAGCAGUAUUAUGACUACAGCGGGGCUUUCAGGUGUUUGGCAGAAGGAGCUGGAGAUGUCGCCUUUGUGAAGCACAGCACAGUGUCUGAAAACACAGAUGGCCAGACUCCUUCCUCAUGGGCGCAAGAGCUUCACUCCAGGGACUUCCAGCUUCUCUGCCGUGAUGGCAGCACAGCUGAGGUUACAGAAUGGAGGAAAUGCCACCUGGCCCGGGUCCCAGCUCAUGCUGUUGUCGUCAGACCUGACACUGAUGGGUCACACAUCUUCCAGAUGCUUAAGCAGGGGCAGCAAAGAUUUCAGAUGUUUGACUCUGCAGCUUACAAUGCAAAGAAUCUUCUCUUCAAAGACACCACCACAGAAUUGGUUCCAAUCACAAAUCAGAACUACCAGGCUUGGCUGGGUGAUGAAUAUAUGCAUGCCAUGCAAGGUUUGAGCUGUGAUCCCACCAGGUUACCAGAAAGCCUGCGAUGGUGCGUUGUGCACACUGAGGAGAUCUGGAAAUGUAGUGAAAUGGCUAUUGCCUUUAAAAAAAAGAACUUGAAACCAGAGAUCCAGUGUGUUUCAGCCAAGACAACAGAACAGUGUAUGGAAAUGAUCCAGAAAAAAGAAAGUGAUGCUGUAAGUGUGGAUGGAGUUGAUAUUUACAUAGCUGGAAAGAUGUAUGGGCUAGUGCCAGCUGCUGGGGAAAGUUACUCUGCUGAUGACAACAGCAACAUGUACUAUGCUGUGGCAUUAGUGAAACGGAACAAUUCCAAUGCUUUCACCAUCAAUGAUCUGAAAGGGAAAAAGUCCUGCCACACAGGAUAUGGGAGAAUGGCUGGAUGGAACAUCCCUAUUGGUGUUCUAAUUAAAAGGGGCUUUAUUAGGCCCAUGGACUGCAACAUUCCUCAAGCUGUGAGUGACUUUUUCUCUGCUAGCUGUGUGCCUGCAGCCAAGAUGGACAGUUACCCAUCAAAACUCUGUGAGCUUUGCAUUGGAGAUAAUAGUGGAAAGAAUAAAUGUGAUGCAAGUACCCAAGAACGUUAUUAUAGCUACAGUGGAGCCUUCAGGUGUCUGAUGGAGGAUUCUGGUGAUGUGGCCUUUGUCAAGCACUCAACAGUUUUUGAGAACACUGAUGGUAACAAUGCUGAUUCCUGGGCUCUUCACCUUCAGUCCAGUGACUUCCAGUUACUGUGUCCAAAUGCAGCCCGUGCUGAAAUCACUCAGUUUUCUCAUUGUCACUUGGCUCAGGUGCCUGCCCAGGUUGUCAUGGUCCACCCAGACACCAACAUUUUUGCUGUAUAUGGACUACUGGACAAAGCUCAGGAUUUUUUUGGAAAUGACAGCAAUGGAAAUGGAUUCAAAAUGUUUGAUUCCUCAGAUUUCCUAGGAACAGAUUUGAUCUUUAAAGAUUCCACCAUUAAGAUUGUACCAGUAGGAGAGAAAACAACCUAUGCAGAAUGGCUGGGGAGUGAAUACAUAGAUUCUCUUGAAGGGAUGCAAUCACCACAGUGCUCUGGGGCAGCUGCAAUAUCCAUGAACAUCAUUGGGCUGCUGGCAGCUAGUGUCCUUCAGAUUAGAUUUUACCCGUGAUCAUUAGGCCAUUCCUUGGAUUAACAGAUAUUCAGCAUAAUAAACUGAAAUACUGGUAAACAAUAAUCUAAAUAAACUGAAGUCAAACUUGUAAAAUGAAUGAGAGAUGCAUAUGGAGAGCAGCAGAAUUAUCCAGGCUAUUCCCUGAUGCUCUAUAUAUCCAUAAAGGUAAUGGGAGAUCUGGGAGGGUGGGAGAGGGAUGCAGUUUACAGCCUCAUCCUUGCCCCCUUCCCUUUGCUUCCCUGCCCCUCUUACCCUGUUUUACAGAUGCUGUUCCUAGCCAUGGCACUUCGAUGCCAAAGGAAAUAGGCUCCAAAUACAAUCCUGCUGUUGCAUGUCCCAAAAAUAGACUCUGAGGUGUCUGAUACUCACAACUAUGGAUAAUUUUUGGUCAUUUUUUUUAAAAAGGUGCCCUCAGAACUUAAUCCAAACUUUUUCAAGUUGUACAGCCAACAUUUCCUGAUUGAAGAUAUUAAAGGCCUAUCCCAGUGGCCUGGUAGCACUCUCCCAUUUGUCCACUCCCAGCAUCUGUAAGUCAGAGGUGUAGGAACACAGGGUUGCAUCCCUAACCAUCAUGGCAAAUAGCCAUUGAUGGACCUAUCCUCUAUAAACUUAUCUAAUUCUUUUUUGAAGCCUGCCUUGGUCUUCCCCUAACAUCCUCUGGCAACAAGUUACACAGAUUGACUGUGUGUUGUGUGAAGAAGUGCUUCCUUUUGUUUGUUUUAAACCUGCUGUAUAUUCAUUUCAUUGAGAGACCCCCUGCUUCUUGUGGCCUGCAUGUCUUUCUGUACAAGAAAUCUGUAGUCUAAACAGACAACUGCAAUAUGUAUGUGCAUUUGUGUAACUAAUAUUUAGUUGCCAGGUCAGUGUGCCUGCUUCUUAAGGGAUCCCCUAUUUUAGCACUAAUAAAGAAUGUUUUUAAAUACACAUCAGAGGGGAGAAUUCUCUAAUAAUGCCUCCAUCAUUUUGCAUUGAUGGUGUUUGUAAGGGACAUGAAUAUUGGUUUUAAAUGUUUUGCUGUUUCCCCUUUGAGUAUGGAUAAUCCUUUAAAGAUCUCAGGGAACUUCUGAAGGUUCUGACUCCCUUUUCUAAGGCCAUUCUCCCCCUGGCUUCCCCAAGUCACACCUAAUACUAUUGGUUUUGCUGCCUAUGUCCUUCCAGAUGUAAGCCUCAUGUCUGAAGCCCUAGAGAGUGGGGACUUUACUAUUGACACCAGCUGGUGAAUAAGGAGAAGAGUGGCCCACAGAUGCUUGAGAACACAAAAUGAAUAGGCCAACCUCAUUUGCAUUUUGGUUAUGUGACAAGUUGGGGCAUUUUAGUUAAAAUACAGUUAAGUUUUGUGUUUUGGGAAAUAAAACACUAUUAUUCUUGUUGGAAAAUGGAAGAACUGCAAGAAAUAUGCCUGGAGCAAGGGGUCACCCUGACUAGACCAUAGUUAGGCACUCAUAGGGAAGGGAGCCUGGACAGACCUAACAGAAAAGAUAGAUUUCUGUCUUCCAUGGAGAGUUUCUCUCUGAUGAUGAGAACUCUGUUAAGGGUUCUAUAUACUACUGAUCCUUUUCUGAAGGCUCAGCACAGAGGUAGUCUCGAGAGCAGAUGGCUUCAAGGCAACAACCAGAGCUGAAACAGAUGGUGGUGCUGAGGUACCUUGGACUGAAGCUGUAAAGAGCAGAGACUCUGGUGCAGGUCUUCAUACCCAACAAUGAAAGCUGAAAUAACUUCAGCUGGAUUGGGUGGUAGAGAGCCCUUAAGAACGCUAGCCAGCUCUUCCCUUUGGGGCUAGAGAAUGACCUGCUAGAAUUCUUGGACUCCAGCAACCUUGGCCAACAAACUGUUGAGUUGGGAAGUUGGGGAUGAGGGAAGUGACUAAAAUGCUUUAGCCAUUCACAAUUGCAAGAGAUAGACUGAGGUUCGGACUAUUAUUAAAACACACA
Molecule: messenger RNA, 4184 nt
Organism: Mauremys reevesii (Reeves's turtle)
Lineage: Eukaryota; Metazoa; Chordata; Testudines; Geoemydidae
Gene: MELTF
Product: melanotransferrin
Exons: 16
Coding region: 70-2250 (726 amino acids)
Biological process (GO): iron ion transport
Cellular component (GO): recycling endosome; early endosome; extracellular region
Source: RefSeq, a predicted model, not a curated record